Spinacia oleracea (spinach) is the source of this 1476-nucleotide messenger RNA. RefSeq names its product diaminopimelate epimerase, chloroplastic. The record is from RefSeq and is a predicted model, not a curated record. NCBI's taxonomy places the organism in Eukaryota, Viridiplantae, Streptophyta, Magnoliopsida, Caryophyllales, Amaranthaceae. Gene Ontology annotation, molecular function: diaminopimelate epimerase activity. The transcript is spliced from 10 exons. The coding region runs from base 165 to 1265 and encodes 366 amino acids. Gene Ontology annotation, cellular component: cytoplasm; cytosol.
CAAAUAAUUUUUUAAGAUAACAAAAAGUUGAAUUAAGUUCAAAUGAGUUUAAUUUCCCCUUUCUCGUACAACAAAACGCACGAUUCCCUCUCCCUCCUCCUAUUUUUGCUGCUCUGUGAAUUUUGGCAGUCUUUCACAACUUCCAAGCGAUUCAUUAUUAUUAGAUGGCAGCCACUACCGCAAACUCUCUUUCAGUCUCUUCCUCUUCCUCUUCCUCAUCACUGUACUUGAGUUCUCGACGUUACCUGUCUGCUUUGGUUAAGUCCCAGCAUUGCUCUUUUUUAUGGAACAACCUGACUUUGAACAAAUCUUGUAAAGGACGUCCUGGUUUGCAAGUUGUGGCUGUUUCAAUGGCCCCUCAGACUCGGGGGAGCGCUUCUUUCCUGGACCGGAAAGAGAGUGGGCUUCUUCAUUUCGUCAAGUACCAUGGACUCGGCAAUGACUUUAUUUUGGUUGAUAAUAGAGACUCAAUGGAGCCUAAGGUAACCCCUGAGCAAGCAGUGAAGCUGUGUGACCGGAAUUUUGGAGUGGGUGCUGAUGGGGUGAUCUUUGCAAUGCCCGGAACUAAUGGCACUGAUUAUACUAUGAGGAUUUUUAAUUCUGAUGGAAGUGAGCCAGAGAUGUGUGGCAAUGGAGUGAGAUGCUUUGCCAGAUACAUUGCCGAGAUCGAGAACUUACAUGGGAAACACAGUUUCACCGUCCAUACUGGUGCUGGUUUAAUUGUACCCGAGAUUCAAGAUGAUGGGAAGGUUAAAGUUGAUAUGGGUGAACCAGUACUAACAGCAGCUGACGUACCUACAAAACUGCCUGCGAACAAGGAAUCUUCUGUUGUUAAAUCAGAUCUCGUGAUUGAUGGAGAAGCCUGGAGUGUCACUUGUGUGAGCAUGGGGAAUCCACAUUGCGUUACUUUUGGUAGAAAAGGAGAGCAGAAUCUGGUGGUUGAUCCACUAAAUUUGGCUGAAAUUGGACCGAAAUUUGAGCACCAUGAUGUGUUUCCAGCACGAACUAACACUGAAUUUGUUCAAGUAUUCUCUCGGUCACACCUUAAGAUGCGUGUAUGGGAGCGUGGUGCAGGAGCUACUUUAGCCUGUGGAACAGGAGCUUGUGCUGUCGUGGUAGCUGCAGUACUGGAGGGUCGAGCUGAGAGAAAUUGCACCGUUGACCUUCCUGGAGGGCCACUGGAGAUUGAAUGGAGGGAGGAAGACAACCAUGUGUACAUGACAGGCCCAGCAGAAGUAGUGUUUUAUGGAUCGGUGCCACUCUGAUAUCUUGGGAAGCAUCAUUUGGGAAGCAUCAUUCGACUUUCUGUAAUUGUAUUGAAUGUUUGACAAAGGCGAGAUUGAAAUUUAGUUCCAUUUUUGUGCUGUGAACCAAACCAUAGUUGAUGUGAAUGCAUCGGGUUGUUGACCCUCAUUUUUGUAUCGUUUAUGUAACAAACCAUUCCUCUUUUAAUCUAAAUGGAAUUGAUUUGGAGCA